Molecule: messenger RNA, 2751 nt
Organism: Toxotes jaculatrix (banded archerfish)
Lineage: Eukaryota; Metazoa; Chordata; Actinopteri; Toxotidae
Gene: mak
Product: male germ cell-associated kinase
Exons: 16
Coding region: 235-2172 (645 amino acids)
Biological process (GO): intracellular signal transduction; protein phosphorylation; cilium assembly
Cellular component (GO): nucleus; cilium; cytoplasm
Molecular function (GO): ATP binding; protein serine/threonine kinase activity
Source: RefSeq, a predicted model, not a curated record
GCGCGCGCACUCGCACCUCGUCGUAAGAGUUGGGAUUAAAUACUACGUGAAAUUUAUCGGUAGAAGUUUGGUGCUGUCAGGAGGCCAAGACAACGACCGUGACAAGGAACUUAUACCCCUAAAUGGCUGGUAAAGGCACAAUGUCGACUGCUGGCUGACCAACAUCAGCAGGAUCUACCCUUUCCAACAGUGGAUCAGUUUCUGCAAGAUGAGUUUUGAACUUCAAGAAUAGAGAUGAUGAAUCGCUACACCACCCUGAAGCAGCUGGGUGAUGGUACCUAUGGCAGUGUGCUGAUGGGGAGAAGCAACGAAUCUGGAGAACUGGUGGCUAUUAAAAGGAUGAAGAGGAAGUUUUAUUCAUGGGAAGAAUGCAUGAACCUAAGAGAGGUGAAGUCACUGAAGAAGCUGAACCAUGCAAAUGUGGUGAAACUGAAGGAGGUCAUCAGAGAGAAUGAUCAUCUCUACUUUGUCUUUGAGUACAUGAAGGAGAACCUCUACCAGCUUAUGAAGGACAGAGAGAAUAAGAUGUUCUCAGAGAAUGAAAUUAGGAACAUCAUGUUUCAAGUUCUAUCUGGGUUGGCUUUUGUACAUAAGCAUGGUUUCUUUCAUCGAGACAUGAAGCCAGAGAAUCUGUUAUGCAUGGGUCCAGAGCUGGUCAAAAUAGCAGAUUUUGGACUGGCCAGAGAGAUCCGCUCCAAACCUCCCUACACAGACUACGUAUCAACUAGAUGGUAUCGAGCUCCAGAGGUCCUGCUCAGGUCAUCUACCUACAGCUCUCCAAUUGAUCUGUGGGCUGUGGGCUGCAUUAUGGCAGAACUCUACACACUCAGACCUCUUUUUCCUGGAAACAGUGAAGUGGAUGAGAUCUUUAAGAUCUGCCAAGUCCUGGGCACUGUCAAAAAAGCAGAUUGGCCAGAGGGCUACCAACUAGCUUCUGCCAUGAACUUUCGCUUCCCCCAGUGUGUGCCGACUCACCUAAAGACCCUGAUUCCCAAUGCCAGCAAUGAGGCGAUCAGCCUGAUGAAAGACCUGCUGCAGUGGGACCCCAAAAAAAGACCCACUGCUGUACAGGCCCUGCGUUACCCGUACUUUCAGGUAGGCCAAGUACUAGGGCCUCGUCCUCAAAGCCAGGUCAAGAAAGUCCAAGCUCGGCCACUGGCCCAGAAGCAGGUCUCGGAGACCAAGACUGAUCCCCAGCAGUCUUCCUCUGAGUCCAAAGCCUCCACACCCUCCUUCAGAAAUAAUCAACAGCAGCAGCAAAAUCAUCAACAGCCUCUUCAGCAGAUCCCUGUGCCCCAAGCUGAGAAUAAACCAGGAGGUGUCAGCCAUGCAAAAGCAGCGUUGCUGGGCAGUGAGGGCAGCGUUGGUGUUGGUGUGCCGGGGGCCCUGAAGAGCAGUCGUCGUCGCUGGGGCCAGACGAUGGCCAAGACCACAGAUAGCUGGGAGGAAUCUGACCCGUCAGAGACCAUCACCUCCAACUCCAAUAAACCUAGCCUGGGGAACACAGAGGAGGAGAGGAACCCUAAGGAGCACCACUCACAGCCCAAGGAACAGAAACCUCUGUAUUCCUUCAGCACAGUUACCAAGCUGCCCAACAAUGUUAAGCUAGGCCAAAUGGACUACAAUCUUCCAGGAUCAGCUGCACGGCAACACUAUCUCAGCCAGUCACGGUACUUGCCUGGGCUGAUAGGCAAAAAUCAGAUGUCCUCAGGAGAUAAGGAGCUGAGUGGUAUGACGCUGCGGGAUCUGUGGGAGAACUCUUCAAACACUGUAAACAAACCACUUGCACCUAUUGGAGGAGGAUUAUCUGUCACCAGAACCAACGCAGGGAACUUUGUAAGCACCAAGUACAGCCUCUCUGGUGGCUACAUCCCUUCAUUCCAAAAGAAAGAAGUGGGCUCAGUGGGGCAGCGAAUCCAACUUGCUCCUAUGUUGGGGCAGCACACAAACAAACCAAAAGCUACAAAGCCCAAGCCCAAAUCCAACUCAUCUUUGAGUGAAACCAGUGAAGAUUAUGAGGGCUGGAAGAGGAGGACAGACAGGACCCAGAUGAAGGGGAGCAGCUACUCAGCUCUGGGGAAAACCUCUGGAAGUCUCCUGACCAGAGCUCCCACUGUACAGCCUGUCCAUGGCAGGGUGGACUGGACGUCCAAGUAUGGUGGAAAUCAGUAGUUCAGAGAAGAAGGCACUACAACUUCUGCUUGUUGGGCAGCAUUGCCACAGGUACACAACUUUGGCUGAUAAAAUUAAUAAAUGCUUACAUAAAGAUGAUCUUAUACACGUAUGAUCAAGUUUACAUGUGCAUAGUAUCUCUGUUUCAGAGAUGAAGGUUGCCAUGAUGCUAAAUCAAGACUGAUAACUGUCUGCAAGACAAUACCACUGUGUUCCUGAAGGAUCCAGAGUGAGCCAAUACUACUUCUAGCAUUUGGAUAUUCAGAAUAGGAUUUAAAUGUAGCAUAGCUUUUCUUUUUGUUUAACCUUAGUUUUAGUUCAUUUUCAGUUCAGUUUUUUAGUUGUUUCACUACUGAUGCACGAAAUGUUAACAGCCUUUUAUCAACUGAUACUACAAUGCUGCUUUCUCUCUACUUUUAUCCACUAUAGUGUAAGUAAUUGAAAAUUUUCAAUGUAAUGGCUACAAGGAGGAUUAUAUCAACAUAGAAUAUUUUAAAGCAACUUCAAAUGUCUUUCUGUUAUGCAAUGCAUAAACUGAACAUUUUGUAAACCUUUUAUACAAAUAAAUAUAUGAAAGUU